Molecule: messenger RNA, 558 nt
Organism: Suillus plorans
Lineage: Eukaryota; Fungi; Basidiomycota; Agaricomycetes; Boletales; Suillaceae
Exons: 1
Coding region: 1-558 (185 amino acids)
Source: RefSeq, a predicted model, not a curated record
AUGUCCACUCGAUGCCCUGCUUGUUCCCGCGACAAUUUCACUGUUACUGGUCUGAGUCAACAUCUUGCCAAGAGCCGCAACCCACAUUGUCGAGCACUGUACCAUCAGUCGCGCUCCCAAGUACCUACCAGCGAACCACAAUUCGAGCCUGACGAGUCGACUUGGCCUGACUUGGAUCUUGAUGGAGGAUAUGAAGAGGACGAGCCUGAGGAUGAGUUAGCCCAGUGGGCUCAGGAGCAAUCUGGUGGUAGUGAGGAUGAGGAUGUAGACGAUGAAGGGUGGAAUUUCGAACCUGAAUGGGAGCCUCCCGUCGCAGAGCAAGAUGAGCAUGAUGACAUGGAUGCCAUCGAAGAUUUGGCUGAUGAUGAUGAAGCUUUCCGAGAAGAUCAAUGCCGUGCUCACCAGGAUAUUCAAGCACGCGCACAAGGGCAGCAUGGUUGUGUGGUCGUGCCCUACCCAGAUCUGCGUGCUGGCCAACAAAUAACUAACUGUCGUGCUGCGAACAUGGAGUAUGGGGCGCACCUUGCCAAUGCGGAGGAGAAUUUGUAUCACCCUUAG